Talaromyces stipitatus ATCC 10500 is the source of this 2287-nucleotide messenger RNA. RefSeq lists its product as uncharacterized. Gene Ontology annotation, molecular function: mRNA binding. The record is from RefSeq and is a predicted model, not a curated record. The transcript is spliced from 2 exons. Bases 1 to 2145 code for a protein of 714 amino acids. NCBI's taxonomy places the organism in Eukaryota, Fungi, Ascomycota, Eurotiomycetes, Eurotiales, Trichocomaceae. Gene Ontology annotation, cellular component: nucleolus. Gene Ontology annotation, biological process: regulation of translation.
AUGUCUGGCACUAAACGCAAGGUCGAAACGGCCGACGACCGGACUGGAAAACGUACCAAAACCAAGACCAAUGCCGCUCCCACUGCGGCUGGCAGCAAGAAGAAAUAUUUACCGCCGGCAUUUCAGAAAAAGGGUAUCACGAGAGGUGCCAGAAAAAUGAACAGAGACAAGAAACUCCGCAAACAAGGCGAAAAACAAAAGUCAUCUAAGAAGGGACACCGCAAGAACGACGAGAAGCACGAAGAAGAUGAUGAGGAGGAGGACAUGGACGAUAUGAACUCAGACAUUUCUUCUGAUGAGUCGGAUGUGUCAAUGGAUGAUGAUAAAAAUAACAUUGAAGAUGCGGAAGAAGGCGAAGAAGUCGAGGACGAUGAAGAGGAUGAGGAAGAAGAACCAGAAAAAUCAAAUGGUGCCGUCGAUGCGGAUAAAAAGAGCUCUUCUCGAGAGAGCCAUGCUAAGCAAAAAGUUUUAGCACAGGAACGCAGGGCUGCAAAGCCCAACGCCGAUAUCAUCGCACGAUCAAAGAAGUUGUGGGAGCGCCUGCGUCGCAAAUCUCAUGUUCCUCUGGACGAGCGUAAGAAACUAGUUGCUGAACUCUUUGAGAUCAUCACCGGUAGAGUCAAUGAUUUUGUCUUCAAACACGAUUCAGUCCGCGUCAUUCAAACCGCAUUGAAGUAUGCUAGCCUUGAACAGCGGAAAAUGAUCGCUCGCGAGCUUCAGGGACACUACAGGGAACUUGCUGAAAGUCGUUAUGCGAAGUUUUUACUCGGAAAAAUGUUAGUUCACGGAGAUACCGACAUUCGGGAUAUGAUUGUUCCUGAGUUUUAUGGACAUGUCAAGCGUCUUAUAAGACAUCCUGAGGCGUCCUGGAUUCUGGAUGAUAUCUACAGAACCGUGGCUACUAAGCAACAAAAGGCGAUUAUGCUGCGAGAAUGGUAUGGCCCAGAAUUUGCCAUUUUUCGUGACAAUGAUGCCGAAGUGACUUCCGAGUUAUCUAAGAUCCUGACCGACAACCCCGAAAAGAGACCACCUAUUAUGCACAACUUAUAUGAACUUGUCAACCAGCUUGUACAAAAGAAGACCACUGGCUUCACCAUGCUGCACGACGCUAUGCUUCAGUAUUUCUUGAAUACAAAACCAGGAAGCUCCGAGGCAAAUGAGUUCAUUGAGCUAGUCAAGGGUGACGAAGAAGGAGAUCUCGCUAAGAACAUGGCCUUCACUAAGUCGGGUGCGAGAUUGAUGAGUCUCUGCCUCGCCUACUCGACCGCCAAAGAUCGCAAACUUCUCCUUCGAUUUUAUCGCGACACCAUCAAGCUCAUGGCUGGAGAUGUCAAUGGACAUUUGGUCAUCUUGACUGCAUAUGAAGUUAUUGACGAUACUAAGCUUUCUUCCAAAUCUAUCUUCCCGGAGCUUCUAAGCCAGGACGCCGAAGAGUCUGCUCGACAUGAGGAGUUACUCCUCCAGAUCAAUGAUAUCACUGCCAGGAUUGCAGUACUGUAUCCAUUUGUCGGUGACACGGUUAAAUGGCUACUUCCUGCAGGCGAUGAGGAAAUUCUGGCGGAGAUUUUCGAGAUCCGCAAGGAGACUUCCAAGAAGGAACCGGCCAUUCGUCGUCAGGAACUCAUUAAAGCUGCCAGCCCAAGUCUGUUAGAGUUUAUCGGCGCACGUGCAGAAUCCUUGAUGGAGACCAGCUUUGGAUGUCAAUUCUUGUCCGAAGUUCUCUUUACUGCGGACGGUGACAAAUCCGCAGCGCUCAACGCUGUUGCUAUUGCCGCCAAGUCAAAGACCGAGGCCCAAGACUCUCCGUUUGUCGGAAGGAUGCUCAAAUCUCUCGUCCAGGGUGGUCGCUAUAACAGUGUCGAGAAGAAAGUUGAAAAGGUUGACCCACCGUUGAAUUUCCAUGCCUUGCUAUAUGACAAUAUCAAGGACGACAUCCUGGCUUGGGCUACUGGGCCCCAGACAUUUGUCAUCGUGGCUCUGGCAGAGUCCAACGACUUUUCUCAGAAGAAUGAGCUCUUGAAGGUCUUGAAGAAGAAUAAGAAAGUAUUGGAAAAAGCGGCAGCGGGAUCCAAAGAUUCAUCUGACAAGACGAAAAAAGCCGGGCCAAGUAGCAGUGGCGCUAAGUUAUUAUUGGGCAAGAUUUGAUGUAGUAUCAUUGAUUUGAUUUGGGUCUGUUCGGCGCGGGUUUUGGUUUUAAUAUAAAAGCAUAUUGCCAAGGUUGUACAUAGAAGCUUUUGCUUCGGAUAUUGAAAAACGCUUUGAUCAAUGAGACUAUCUACUACCUACG